AGCCCCAAUGUCCGCCGGCAGUGGGGAUGUGUUUCAGCGGACCAGGACUCUGUCAGUGUCUAAUUCUGCAGCGAUGCGAAUGAAUGCCGCGAGCAAUGCCUCGAAUUUCGGUCGUUCGAGCUCCUUUCGAGUGGCCAGACCCACGUCCACAACCGCCGAAUACUGUAAGCACAUGAAGUAUUGCUGCCUCCACCAGAACCAGACACACAGAAGCUUUCACGCUGGCCGAACUAUGCCGGCUCACGUGGACUUUGGAGGUCUCACGAGCACCUCGAGUGACGAGGAGAAAUUCACCGGCACAGGAAAGAAGCUGCCAAAGCUCUACGGUAAUAUCCAGACAGGCGCGCAAGAGGCCAGUGUGAAGAGGAGCGCUCCACUUUACGAGAGCUGCGAUGAGUCCGAGGCCAUGAGCAGCACAUGCUCCUCUAGCAACAACAACAGCAGCAUCCCUGGCGGCUAUUCCGCAUCCGCUCGGCCCAGUCCAAUGAGUGGCGGACCUCACGGACGCGGGAGCGUCACCCGCGCCACUUCCGGUCUUCCGCCCACGCCAAUGUCGGACUCCAGUCACUUUCUCCUGCCGACGCCGCAGCAAGGCACGCCAGGAACUCCCACGUCCAGCGCCACGACACCCUCGGCUUCGCCAGGAAUUCUGCCCGGGCCACCCGCGAGCGGAAGUGCUAUCAACUCUCCAGGCAAAACGUUGGUUGAGAAGAACAACUACAAAGCGCCGGACAUCAAAUCACAGAAAUCACCAGUAUUCAAUCGGAGACGCUCCUCGUCUGUCACCCUGGCUCAGCCCACCACGGAUCUGCACAGGUUCAGCAGCGUUCGCGGCACUGAAGACGUGUCGGCGUGGCGGGGCGACUCGGGCGGCGGAAGUGGAAAUACCACAGGAUAUUCACGGGAGCGCUACUGCAAGUCACCAGUUAACAGACCACCACCAGAUUGUGCCACCCCCAGUUCUUCGCAGCGCCCCGCGAAGCAGAAGCAGAGAAUGCGGACGGCGAGUAUGCCAGCGGAAAAUAGGAAACCCCGAUUGUCGGAACUCCGCCGCUCAGCCAUUCACUGUGCCGACGUGGACAUUGAAUACUACCGACUGAGGAGUUUCAGCAUCACAUCCCAUGGAAUUUGUAACUUGGGUGACUCAAUGAGGAGUCGCAGAUCUCGCUCCAUAAACUCUGUCACCUCGUCCAACAGCGGCCGGGAUCGACACAACAGCAAUGCUUCGCAGACGACGACCAACGACCUAGCCAUGGACACGGAGCAGGGCGACGGGGGCGCGGCCUACAAGGUGGCAAUGCUGGGCGCCUCGGGUGUUGGCAAGACAGCCCUCACGUACCAGUUCACCACCUCUGAGUACAUUUGCGCGUACGACCUCAGCUUGGACGAUGACUAUGGGCAGAAGACGGUCUCGGUGCUGCUGGACGGACAGGAGACCGACUUGGAAAUCAUUGACCAUCCAGCCUGUGAAAUGUCUACGGAGGCCUUUUGUGCAACUUACAACAUUGAUAUCUUCGUGGUUGUGUACUCGGUGGUGGACAGGAAGACCUUCAAGGCGGCAGAAAAAGUGCUGCACUACUUGAGGGACAACGAGAUGCUGCUCACGCGUGGAGCCAUUCUUGUGGGAAACAAGACGGACUUGGAGAGGCACAGAGAAGUGCCCACGCAAGGCGGAAGGCGUUUGGCCAAGGACGUCAGCUGUAAAUUCAUUGAGACGUCCAGCGGACUGGAUCACAACGUGGAUGAGCUGCUGGUGGGCAUCGUGGCGCAGGUGAAGCUGAAUCCGCAGCGUUUGUGCAAUUUGACUGAGCAACAGAGACAGGGAUUGCGACUGACUGGAGGCCCUGGAGGAUCGGGUUUUGGUGGCAAAUCAAAGGAAGAGGACUCGCCAUCCAAGAAAGCUGCCCGGAAGCGACAAGGUGCACACUCUAGCGGACCUCUGAAUGCCAUGGAUCUGCACACCUUGAAGAACUCCUUUGAGAACAAAGAGAACAUCCCCAGGAGGACACGGAAUCGCCAGCGACAGCACACGCCGCAGAAGAGUGGUCUCAAUGAGGAGGACGAGGAUAACAAGUCCACCAGUUCAAGUGUCUCCUCCUCGUCCAGCUCUUCCACGCUAGACGAAAAUGAGAUGAACCUCCUGUCGCACGGCUCCACGAGCUGCUCAUCCGGCACUCCCACCAAGCAUCCUUCCAACUCACACGAGAGCUCCAAGUCGGGGAAGAAGAAGAACCUGGCGGCCGAGAAGGCCGUGGCCAGAUUCUCCAAUCGCACAAAACUCUUCCUGACGUCCUUCUUGAAAUUCAAGAAGAACCUCCGCGUGAAGCGAAGGAACUCCAACAGCUGCAGCGAUUUGUUCGUCAUUUAAGUCAGAGAUGUAAGCCGUGGCGGCCAAAUGAGGCGACAAAGAAUGGCUAUGAGCAAAUUCAAGACAUUCUUGAGCAGUAGAUAAAUUCACAUCUGGAGAACAUUUUGGAAACGGUUUCAAAAUUUUACCACGUCAUAAAUGUAAAUUGGAAAUAUUUUUAUAUUAUAAUAAAGAAAAAAAUAAUGAAAUUCUCUUAAAUGAGCAGAACCAAAACACACUAAUAUAAACGAUUUAUGACACUUUUCAAAUGAAUUUCUUCACCCGUGAAUAAGGACCAAAAAAAACGUCAACGGGUUAAAUUUGUAUGACUAAAAAUUUACACUAAUUUCCGAAAAAUAGCCUUCAAAUAGAUAAUGUCGCCACGUCCGCACACGGCUUACAAAUCCGUCACACUCAUCAAGAAGCAGUAAAAAUCAAAGGGCAAAGAACCAAUAAAAAAAAUUUCAUCAAAAACAACCCGAAUCAAAAGUUUGGGGAUAUUUUAUCACCGUGUUUUUCCCCAUCCACACAUUAAUGGUUUCAUUGCAAUGAGAAUUCUUUCUUCCAAUUGUUUAAUCUCUCCAAGUUUAUUCUGAUGAAGAAUUAUAUAGUAAAAACGUGACCAAACUUAAGCAAAAAAAAA
This is a messenger RNA of Phlebotomus argentipes, 2990 nucleotides long. RefSeq lists its product as uncharacterized. The transcript is spliced from 8 exons. Gene Ontology annotation, molecular function: calcium channel regulator activity; GTPase activity; GTP binding. Bases 8 to 2368 code for a protein of 786 amino acids. Gene Ontology annotation, cellular component: plasma membrane. Lineage: Eukaryota; Metazoa; Arthropoda; Insecta; Diptera; Psychodidae. The record is from RefSeq and is a predicted model, not a curated record.